This is a messenger RNA of Penicillium cinerascens, 981 nucleotides long. RefSeq lists its product as uncharacterized. The record is from RefSeq and is a predicted model, not a curated record. Bases 1 to 981 code for a protein of 326 amino acids. The transcript has a single exon. NCBI's taxonomy places the organism in Eukaryota, Fungi, Ascomycota, Eurotiomycetes, Eurotiales, Aspergillaceae.
AUGUCAACUCACGAUAUCUCCGACAGCGGCUUCGGUCUAUCCGAACGGUCUGUCAACCGCUUCGCCGAGCGAACUGCUGUGGCCUGCCUCAUCGCCUUAGCGUGGUACAAUGCAUUGGAGCUGGUCGUCCUCUGCUUCACUACGUUCAAGCGAUAUGGCGGGUGUUACUUCUGGUGUCUGCUCAUAUCAUCCAUGGCCAUUAUUCCCUUCGGUCUCGGAUACCUCCUCAUCAUCUUCGAUAUCUACAACAGCCUUUUCUCGGUAGCAAUGGAGCUCAUUGCCUGGGUAUGCAUGGUAACGGGUCAGUCCCUCGUGCUCUGGUCACGUUUACAUCUCGUCGUCCAAAAUCGAUCUAUCCUCCGCUGGACUCUCGCCAUGAUCAUCGUCGAUGCGAUCGUCUUCCAGAUCCCGGCCUCCGUCCUCGAACUCGGCAGCCAUUCCAACAAGUCGUACCUGUUUACCCGGGGGUUCAAUGUUUUCGAGCGAAUACAAUUGAUCGCAUUUUCACUACAAGAGGUGGUGCUUUCAGUGAUCUACUCAUGGGAAGCAGUGCGCCUACUCAAUCUUCGCCCAAGAGGUCACUACCGCAGCACCCUGGUCCAACUACUGAUCGUCAACUUGGCCAUGAUCCUGAUGGACGCCGCAGUGAUCGGAGUCCAGUACUCCGGACUCUUCGAUAUUCACGUCACGCUCAAGGCAUUUGUCUACAGCGUCAAACUCAAGUUGGAGUACGCCAUUCUGGGCAAAUUAGUGGUCUUCACGGAAAUGUGCGGCAGCGCCUCGCAACCUACCGACCUGUCGGACUUCGUGGAUCUCUCUUUUCACCCCAACCAAUCUGGAGAUCGCGACAGCCAGGCUCGAAUAUAUGACACGCCCGAGUCUAAUCUGCCACAACGCGUGCAUGUGGCUUCGAAACAACCUUCUGACUCACAAAUCUUCGUUACGUCUGACAAUCCCAGUUUAAGUAAUGAGGCUUUGUGA